Messenger RNA from Lathyrus oleraceus (garden pea), 393 nucleotides. RefSeq lists its product as uncharacterized. The record is from RefSeq and is a predicted model, not a curated record. The coding region runs from base 1 to 393 and encodes 130 amino acids. The transcript has a single exon. Lineage: Eukaryota; Viridiplantae; Streptophyta; Magnoliopsida; Fabales; Fabaceae.
AUGAUCAAUGGUGAAGAUGUCACUGUACCUAAACCGGAAAUUCAGUGGGAUGAUAAUGAUAAAAAGUUGUGGUCACAUGAUUGUAAGGCACAAAAUAUUCUCAUAUUCGCUUUAGGUGUUGAUGAGUAUUAUCAUGUUUCCCAUUAUGAAAUCGCCAAAGCUAUGUGGGGCACAUUGGAAGUUGCCUAUGAGGGAACUAAUAAGGUCAAACAAGCUAGAGUCAUCACAUUGAAUCAAGAUUUUGAACUCUUUUGUAUGAAGCACGCUGAAACCAUUACGGACAUGCAAAAGAGGUUCCCACAUAUUAUUAACCGGUUGAAUGCUCCAGGUAAGCCUAUUUCCAAUGAUAUUGCUACUAAUAAGGUUUUGAUAUGUCUUAACGGGGAAUGGUAA